AUGCCUACAAUAUUGUCCGACGACGACAAGCAAACGGUCAAGCGGACCGUGCCGAAAGGCUCCAACAAGAUCCAUGCCGUCGCCGUCGCAAAGCUCUACAUCGCUUACCCCAACCGCCACAAAUGGACCUACACGGGCCUGCAGGGCGCUGCCGUGCUCGCCAACGACCUCGUAGGAAACACGUUCUGGAUCAAGCUGGUUGACAUCUCGCCCUUGAACCGCGGCGUCAUCUGGGACCAGGAGAUUUACGACACCUUCUCGUACAACCAGGAUCGCACUUUCUUCCACACCUUCGAGCUCGAGCAAUGCCUUGCCGGUCUGUCGUUCGCUGACGAGAAGGAGGCGAAGCAGUUCAAGAAGAAGAUAGACGAGCGGGAGAAGAAUGCACACAAGAACACGAGGAAUAAGCCAUUUGGUAUGGCGGCUGGGACUUCCAAUGGCGCGACAACGAACGGUGGAGGCCACUCGCAUGGGUUGCUAGGCAGCAUCACCGGCAGUCUUUUCGGCCACAAGCAUUCGUCGCACCAGCAACAGGAGAACCAUUCGAUUAUUCCGCCCAAGAACUUGGCUUCACCCGCAAGCUCAAGCCCGAACCAGAGCGGCAGGAGCUCGGCUAUCGACACCGCAGAUCCCUCAAUGCAGCCGGUGCUUCAGGAACUCCUGCAAAUGGGUAUCACGGAGGACCAAAUCGAAGAAAAUGCCGACUUCAUCAGGAUGCAGCACUUCAACAUCCCGGCGUGGACCACCUCCGGCACCACCGCCAGCUCGCAGAAAGGGCGGUGCACCCCCGCCUCAACCGACAUCACCUGCCAGGGACCCAUCACCACCACAACCAAGAUUCAGAGCGCCGCCACCGCUUGCCGAUGCUGGAAAAUUCGCGAACCAGGCUCCUCCUCCACCGGCAAGAGCGCGGGCUUCCUCGAAUACUGCGCAUCCAGGCCCCCCACCGCCGCCGAGAAGGACAGAGGAAGACUCGGGGCACAAGUUUGGCGUCCCGCCUCCUUUCGCUGGACAGCGCGCUGUAUCCAGUCCAGUCCCACCCCCUCCGCCCGCUCGUGGCCCUGUUCCUCCGCCACCGCCUGCACGCGACGCCACUCCGGCUGGGCUGCCGCCUCCCCCGCCUGCACGGGCUGUGCCUACUCCGGCUGCUCCCCCUCCACCGCUUCCACCCAAGACCCCAGUAGCUCCACCAUCGCCCGCUGCCGUUCCUCCGCCCCCGCCUCCACCUCCAGCUUCGUCUGGGCCCCCCGCUCCUCCUCCACCUCCUCCGUCCGCCUCACGCCCCGUUCCUGUUCCGCCGGCAAGCCCCGCACCACCUCCGCCACCUCCACCGGCUGGCGGUGCUCCUCCGCCGCCACCACUUCCUUCAAGCCCGUCCCCCGCGGCUGCGCCUCCACCGCCGCCGCCUCCACCACCCGCUCCAAGCGGAGGAGCUCCCCCACCACCUCCUCCUCCGCCUCCUCCACCAGUAUUCGCGGUGGAGCCAAGCUUAAGAAGGUUUCCGACACCGAGAAGAACGACCGAAGUGGAGCAUCAGUGCCCGGUAGCAGCACUGCGCCUCCUCCGUCAUCCUCUGGUGGCGGCGGUGGAGCUGAUGGCGGAUUGGCGGGUGCAUUGGCUAGUGCUCUUGCGGCGAGGAAGAGCAAGGUCAGCCACAGUGAUGAUGAGGAUGACGACGAUUGGUGA
Molecule: messenger RNA, 1686 nt
Organism: Lasiodiplodia theobromae
Lineage: Eukaryota; Fungi; Ascomycota; Dothideomycetes; Botryosphaeriales; Botryosphaeriaceae
Product: Actin associated WSP1 protein
Exons: 5
Coding region: 1-1686 (561 amino acids)
Source: RefSeq, a predicted model, not a curated record